Molecule: messenger RNA, 1935 nt
Organism: Monoraphidium neglectum
Lineage: Eukaryota; Viridiplantae; Chlorophyta; Chlorophyceae; Sphaeropleales; Selenastraceae
Exons: 8
Coding region: 1-1935 (644 amino acids)
Cellular component (GO): membrane
Molecular function (GO): serine-type endopeptidase activity
Source: RefSeq, a predicted model, not a curated record
AUGCUGGGAGUCCUCGCAACUCCUCCUGACCCACUGGGCUUGCUCAGGCCGCAGCGGCAGCGCGGCGCGCUGGACUUUGGCUCCCCCUUGCGGCGCUGCACGGAUACGCUGCUGGUGGCCAACGCGGUCAUGUUCGCUGCGCAGUGGUUGACACGCGAUGCGCUGACGCUGUGGGGCGCUAAGGUCAACGCGCUGGUUGCAGCAGGGCAGGUGUGGCGGCUGCUGACGUCAUCGCUGCUGCACACCUCGCUCUUCCACCUCCUGAUCAACAGCCACGCGCUGCACACCAUCGGGCCGCACCUGGAGCUGGUCAGCGGGCGGCCGCGGUUCGCUGCGGUCUAUGUGGCGGGGGCGCUGGCCGGCACCACGGCGUCGUUCCUGCUGACACCCGCGCCCUCGGUGGGCGCGUCAGCUGCACUGUUUGGCGUGGGUGCGGCCCUGGGUGUGUUUUACUGGCGCCACAAGGGGCUGCUGGGGGAGCGCAGCGACUACGUGCUGCGGCAGCUGGGGGUCACCCUGGUCGUCAACCUGGCCUACAGCCUCGCAAACCGGCGCGUAGACAACUGGGGCCACCUUGGCGGCAUGGUGGGCGGUGCGGCGGUGGCGGCCCUCCUGGGACCGCGCCUGGUGCGGGACGAAGCCAGCGGCGGCAUCACGGACUCUCCCCCCUGGCCCGUUCUGGCGCAGCAGGGUGGUGUCGGUGCCGCGCUUGGGGCACGCGCUGCAAAGCCAGAAGGCAAGGCCACAGUCAUCAUGAGCCGCGACGGCGCGACCCGUGCCGUCAGCACACUGCUGUACAAGAAGGACAAGCGCUGGGACCCUGGGGCGCCACAGCCCAAGGGCUUCAACGCCAUCCUGGACGACGCCGCCUCGCGUGCGGCAGCCGGGGUCGCCGCCGCGGCAGGCAAACAGGCCGGCAGUGCUGCGCGACGUGUGAGCGAGAUCGCUCUCCAGGACGAAGGCUACAUCUACAGGCAGCUGGUCGCGCCCGCGUCACCUCAAGGCGGAGAGCGCGGCGAGGGCGGCGGCGGUGAUGGGGCUGGCGACGGCGGGGGCCGCAGGCGGCUGAUGCCCUCCCGGUCAUCCCGGAUCGCCCGGGGCCGCGCGGUGCUGGCGCGCAAGGUGCGCUUUGGCGAGCCCUCGCUGCCGUCACCUAGUGCCACUGCUGCGGGUGCAGGCGCGGCAACCCCAGACUUUGUUGUGGUCGGCGGCGCGCGGGGGCGGCAGUGCAGCAGCGGCGAGGCGGCUGGCGGCGGCACGCUCCCCGCGGCCAGGGGGGCGGCGCGAUCACCUGUGCGGCAGGCAGCGGCGGUGAGGCUGCAGGCCGGCCGGGGCAGUGCAAGCUGUGGUGGCGGCAGCGGCGGGAGCGGCAAGAUGGCGAUGGCGCAGGCGCGUGGGGCAGUCGUUGAGCUACCCCGCGCACAGGGAAUCACGCCGGCUCAGAAUGGCGACGGCUUUGGUGGGGCGGCUGGUGGGGCGCAGCUGAUGGUCCGAGUGUCGGCCUCUUCAGGCUCAGGCGAACGGGAGCCAGCAGCUGGCGCCACCCUGCCCAGCAGCAGUGGCGGCGUCGGUGGUGGUGGCAAUGGUGGCGGUUGCGCUGCUGUCAGUCAAUGGCUAGGGCGGGCUGAUGGGGAGGAACAAGGGGACAGAGGGACGACGUCCGCCGGCAAUCUAGCAGAUAAGGAGCUCACACGACUGCGAGCCGCCACCCAGCGCCUGGCGCUGCCGCCGGAGCCGGCGUCGCCUGGCGAGGGCUUCCGCCCACUGGCCGCCAUCCCCGCUGCCAUCUUUGACAGGACAGCGGACGGGGUGCGCAUUUCCGCCGCGACUGUGCCGACUCAAUCUCCCGUGGCGGGCGGUCCCAGCGACAGCGGGAAGGGAGGCCUGCUGGCUGGAGCCAAGAAGGUCGGCAGGGGAGUGCUGGACAGGUGGUAG